GACUCUGUGGUUCAGUAAAAUAGCAUAGUCAUUUCGACUGGCUUUAUAACGACAAUCCCACUAGAUCGGCCUCCAGAAGGCAAGUGUAGAUGUAUAUCAAUAGGUGACAGACAAGAACGCUGUAAAACGUUUUGCUAGACCUGGGUAUCAUACUAGGAAGGAGCAAAAUUAAGCGGGCAGGUUCCCCACUGUUGAAGAAGGUCGGCGCCAAAAUGCCGCCCAUCUCACAGAAUGACGGACUCAAGGGACAAGUACAGCAGCUUAUCUCCCAGCAUAAUGUGAUGGUUUUCAGUAAAUCCACGUGUCCCUUCUGUAAAAAGGUUAAAGAAUUAUUUAAAUCCUUAGGAGUCCAGUACUUUGCCUUGGAAUUAGACAAAGAAGCCAAUGGUCCAGACAUACAAAACACCCUGCUAGAGAUAACAGGUCAGAAAACAGUUCCCAAUGUAUUUAUCAAGGGAUCACAUUUAGGUGGCUGUGAUGACACGAUGAAGGCUCAUCAGGAAAACCGACUUUUACCCAUGAUAAACGGGGAAGAAGAAACCUAUGAUUAUGAUCUCAUUGUUAUUGGGGGAGGAUCAGGAGGUCUGGCAGCAUCAAAGGAAGCAGCAGGGUUUGGGAAAAAAGUGGCUGUGUUAGACUUUGUAAAACCUUCCCCACAGGGAACCUCAUGGGGUCUGGGAGGUACGUGUGUGAAUGUUGGAUGUAUUCCAAAGAAGCUCAUGCACCAAGCUGCCAUUUUGGGAGAAGAAUUAGGAGAUGCAAAACACUAUGGCUGGGAGUUUUCAGAUGGAGUGAAACACAAUUGGGACACUUUAAGAAAUGGAGUUCAGGAUCAUAUUGGGUCUUUGAACUGGGGCUACCGAGUGAGUCUGCGAGACAAAAAUGUUGACUAUCACAAUUCCUAUGGAGAGUUUAUUGGGCCGCACAAAAUUAAGGCCACAAACAAACGAGGAAAGGUGACUGAAAUGACAGCUAGGUAUUUCAUCAUAGCCACAGGUGGGCGGCCACGAUAUCCAGACAUACCAGGAGCACGAGAAUACGGCAUCACCAGUGAUGACAUUUUCUCCCUGCAAUAUGCCCCGGGAAAGACGUUAUGUGUAGGAGCAUCCAAUAUCUCCCUGGAGAAUUCUGGAUUCCUGGCUGGGAUGGGGUUUGAUGUGACUGUCAUGGUGAGGUCAAUCCUACUGCGAGGAUUUGACCAGCAAAUGGCGGAGAUUAUAGGAGACUACAUGGCCAACCACAAGGUCAAGUUUAUCCGCGAGGCUGUGCCCACAAAGAUUGAACGUAUCGAAGAAGGUCAGCCUGGAAAGUAUAGAGUGACUGCUAAGACAGGAGACGGGAAGGAAAUUGUAGAUGAAUAUAACACGAUAAUGAUAGCCGUGGGGAGAGAUGCAUGUACAAAAGGCAUCGGACUUGAGGAGAUUGGAGUUAAAACUCAACCCUAAGUAAGUUUUCAGAAUGGGAAAGUGAUUGCAAACGACCUUGAGCAGACUAGUGUUCCAUAUGUGUAUGCCAUUGGUGAUGUGCUGGACGGAAGGCUUGAACUCACACCUGUGGCCAUUCAGGCGGGUCGACUCCUCGCCAGACGCCUCUUCAAUGGAGAGAAAACACCGGUGUACCACACAAAUUUCCAGCCCUUAGAAUGGACAGUUCCUCACAGAGAAGAAAACGCUUGUUAUGCCAAAAUCAUCUGUUUGAAAACCGCACAUGAGAGAGUGAUAGGUCUCCAUGUGGCAGGCCCGCAUGCAGGGGAAAUAACUCAGGGAUAUGCUGUGGCCAUGAAGAUGGGAGCUACAAAGGCAGAUUUUGACAGAACAAUAGGAAUUCAUCCAACCAUGUCUGAGAACUUCACCACAUUGUCUAUAACGAAGAGCAGUGGGGUGGAUACCUCUCAGGCGGGUUGCUGAGGUUAAUUCCCACUGUUGAACUCUGUCUGGAUUGUGCCCAGAAUGAGUGCAAGUUAAGUAGCAGGUUAUCAUGGAUUAUACUAACAAACCUUUCACCUGUGGUGCUUUACCUGUGCUCAGACAGGCCAAACAGAGAGACAACAGUGGGAUGUAAACCCGAGGUGUUGGUUCGAUUUCUAGCCCACUGUCUUUCUGACAGUAGUAUGAUGGACUUGUUUAUAAACCUCAGACUGAGGAGAGACAAGACCUGAAUGGGCUGUGGAUGAAACACACCAAUUUCCAGUCCAUAUUACCAGGAUAUUAUAAAAUGCCUUAUGUUUAAACUGCAUAUUUAUUAAGAGCGAUUCAAGUAUAAUGUAUAUACAUUUAUUCGGCAUUAAAUAUUGGUUUGUGAAAAUUGAUCUUCAGUAUAAAGUUAUGCAGACAAUGUAAUUGCUGUAUGUUCUGUAAGUUACACCCCGCACUUUGUCCACCCGCUGUAUGUAGGAGAAACAGAGUUUUUGAUUAGGUUUUUUUGCACUUUCCUUCUGUAACAUGACAUUUGGGACAUUUUAUGCAUUGGUUAAUAUGUGUUCCUAAGAUCUGUUUGAUAUCUCACAAAAUCCACAGAUCUUUUAACAGACUACCAUGUAGUCAGUGAGUCUCAGUAACCUAUGAGAUACCGGUGUUCAAUUUUGGAAGUAUAAUCGGAAUUCCCAGAGCCUUUAUCUUUACACACCUCCAUAAAAAUUCCAGUAUAAUAAAAAAAAAAAUUGUUAGUAAAAUUUGUGAAAAAUCUUUGUUAUGCCUUAAAUACUAAUAACAUGUAUAUUAACUUGUAGCUGAGGAAGAAAAUAGCAGCUUUGGGUUUGAAGUGCAGUUAAUUACUCAUUGUGGCUGUUGGUAUAAUUUAGCUGUUAAGGUUUUGAUAUUUCAGUGAUUCUUUGUGUACUACAUUCCUAAUGCGCUUAAUAAGAUGAUUGUAUGGCUGGUUUUACUUCACUUGCAGCAUGUUAUAGAUCUUAAUGCACAGUUAUAAGUCUGUUUUUGUCUUGGUGAAGGAGCUCUCUUACAUCAACGGUUUCUGUGAUGACAAUGAAUGCAAAACCUGUAAUUGUUCACACAGUUGUUGGUACUAGAUCUAAAGUGUGUUGAAAUUUCAAUAAAUACAUGUGUAUUC
Molecule: messenger RNA, 3066 nt
Organism: Liolophura sinensis
Lineage: Eukaryota; Metazoa; Mollusca; Polyplacophora; Chitonida; Chitonidae
Product: thioredoxin reductase 3-like
Biological process (GO): glutathione metabolic process; cellular response to oxidative stress; cell redox homeostasis
Cellular component (GO): cytosol; mitochondrion
Molecular function (GO): flavin adenine dinucleotide binding; thioredoxin-disulfide reductase (NADPH) activity; glutathione-disulfide reductase (NADPH) activity
Source: RefSeq, a predicted model, not a curated record